Molecule: messenger RNA, 9061 nt
Organism: Gopherus flavomarginatus (Mexican gopher tortoise)
Lineage: Eukaryota; Metazoa; Chordata; Testudines; Testudinidae
Gene: AMOT
Product: angiomotin
Exons: 13
Coding region: 1238-3955 (905 amino acids)
Biological process (GO): regulation of cell migration; angiogenesis; actin cytoskeleton organization
Cellular component (GO): lamellipodium; bicellular tight junction; cytoplasmic vesicle
Molecular function (GO): signaling receptor activity
Source: RefSeq, a predicted model, not a curated record
UCUGGACUCUGUUCAGCUAAACUUUCAGAGGGGGUUUCUUUUGGGGUGGCUUGAUGAUGAGGCUCCAGCAGCAGGGCUGCAGUGUGGCUUAGGAAGGCUCCUGCUAGGGGGAGGUGGAGGAGGUGUGCUUCCUGCAUUCUUCUCAUAACAUACUCACACAAUCCCAGCGGGGAGCCACGCUGUGGGGGGAGACAGAGUCAGUCGGAAGAAGGAAAAGGGAAGAGAGAAGCUGCUUUGCUGGGGCUUGAUCUCUUUUUGCAGGAUAUUCUCCUGCAUGAAUGGGAGACCCGUCCCUGAGGUCUGGGGAGCUCAGGAACCUGAUUUUGCGCAAGGCAAAUUUUUUAAAAAGAAAUACUUCGUGUGGGAGAGCAAGCCACUGAGAUCAGUAACUUUCCUGCGAGGCCGGAAUGCAGUGGUUGGAUGGCCGCUUUUCCCUCCCUGGGCAGAGGGGGACUGGAGUUUCCUGUGCAGUUCUGGGAUUGACAAGCAGAAUUUGUAUUUAGCAAAUUGCACUGGGACGGAGGAAACUUUUAAAGUUCUGUUCCCCUUUUUGCCAUUUUUUAUAAGCCACAUUCUUUCUUCCAGGAAAACCAGGCACGUCAGAUCUGACUGCAGUUGGAUUUUUUUAUACAUCGAUCUCGAUUGCUUGUAUUAAAAAAAGUCGAGCAUAAAUUCGGCCCAUAGAAUCCCCCGCAAAGCACACUAUUAGUUUUGCAAUUUAAAAAAAGUCUACCCCCCUCCCGCCUGUUUUAUCGACAUUGAGAAUGAAGGAAGGAUUUGCAGUGAAAGCUCGCUGAAGUGCAACAUCUCUGCCUCUGCCUGUGAAGCCAGCCUGUUGCGUCGUGUACUGCAGCCACCGUCCCUCCUGAAUCCAGUGUUUUGCCCUUUACUCCCUGGGUAAAAGGAGCACAAAGAGAAAAUACUAUUGGCAGCAAGGCGUCCUUUGUGGAGCUGACCCAAAAAGCUACAAGAGUCCAGUCAGUUUGGAAAAAAAGAAGAAAAUCCUUUUGUCUCCAGCUCAAAAGUAGAAUUUUUUGAGGAGUGAAGAGAGCAUUAAGUGAUCCCAAUUACUGAAGGGACUGAAACCAUUUCUGAGUGGAGAUUUUGGACUUGCAGGCGGAAGGCCAGGUGUCCCCUCAUGUAUCAGAACUGCUCCUCCUGACUGAGGAAAUCAAAGUGACAGAAAUAAGGUCAACAGCAGCUUUUGCAUUCCACCCCAAAGGCACCACAGUUUGAGAUGAGGAAUUCAGAAGAGCAAACAGCUACGACAGUUUUACAGCGUCUGCUGCAGGAGCAGCUCCGAUACGGAAACCCAAAUGACAACCGCAACCUCCUUGCCUUACAUCAACAAGCCACAGGAAAUGCACCCCCUUUCAACAGCAGUGGGAGUCCAGGGUCUCAGAACGAAGGGCUGAGCACCCAGGACCAUCAGCUUGUGACUCAUGCUGCCCGCCAGGAGCCCCAGGGCCAGGAGAUUCAAGUGGACAAUAGCAUCAUGGAGAAGCAGCUCUCUCCAAGACUUCAGAACAGUGAAGACCUCCCAACGUACGAAGAAGCCAAAGUCCAGUCACAGUAUUUCAGGGGCCAGCCGCAUGCUAGCGUUGGGGCAGCGUUUUAUGUGACGGGGGUAACCAAUCAAAAGAUGAGGACUGAAGGGCGGCCUACAGUUCAGCGAGUGAACCCUGGGAAAGUCCAUCAGGAUGAAGGACUUAAGGACCUCAAGCAGGGACAUGUUCGCUCUCUUAGUGAGAGGCUGAUGCAGCUGUCGUUGGCCACUAGUGGUGUGAAGGCUCACGCACCCGUCACGAGUGCUCCACUUUCCCCCCAGCAGCCAAAUGACCUUUACAAAAACUCCAGUUCCAAUGAUUUCUAUAAAAACUCAGUGCCCACGCCUCCCCAGGCUAAUAUAAAAGUGAUAGAGCACCGGGGCCCUCCGCCAGAGUACCCUUACAAAAACAUGUCCACCCCACCCAUGAACUGCAAACCUCAGGACCCUGGACAUUUCUAUGGUGAUCAUCGCAUGAGCCAGCAGAAUAGAUCUGAUGGGCCUAUGAUGAGAUAUCAGCAUCCUCCUGAGUAUGGGUCAGUCAGGCAAAACCCUGAUCUACACCUGCAGUUACAGCAGAGGCCCCCUCACCAUCACAGCCCAACUUCCUCCUUAACGUCCUUGGGAUCUUUGACCUUACUGCAGUCUCCACCACCAUCCAGAUUGUCUCCUUCGCAGCAUCAGCAAUCCCUGACUCCAAAUCAGGGAGACCCAUGCUUUCUACCGCGGACCCAGCAGCUGUUCCUGUCAAACCAGGUCCAUCAGGGAGAUUUCUACCGACUAUGCCAGCCCGGUCUAGGCCAGCAGCACCAGCAGCAAGGAGAUUCCUACACGUUAAUGCCAAGAGCUCAGCAGAUACCAUCUCCUUAUCAGCAGAUGCAAGUAGAUCCUUUUGCUAUUGUUUCCAGGGCCCAGCAAAUGGUGGAGAUCCUGUCAGAGGAGAACAGAUCCUUACGACAGGAGUUGGAUGGGUGCUAUGAGAAAGUCGCAAGGUUACAGAAGCUGGAAACAGAAAUUCAGCAAGUUUCCGAAGCAUAUAAAAACCUGGAGAAGUCCUCCUCUAAGCGGGAUGCCCUGGAAAAGGCUAUGAGAAAUAAGCUGGAAGGAGAAAUUCGUAGGCUUCAUGAUUUCAACAGGGAUUUGAGAGAACGUAUGGAGACAGCUAACAAGCAGCUUGCUGAGAAGGAAUUUGAGGGAUCUGAGGACAAUCGGAAAACCAUCUCUCAGCUCUUUGCACAAAAUAAAGAAACACAGAGGGAGAAGGAGAAACUGGAGAUAGAACUAGCUGCUGCACGCUCCAACAAUGAGGAUCAGCGAAGGCACAUUGAGAUCCGUGAUCAGGCCUUAAACAACGCUCAGGCCAAGGUGGUGAAACUGGAGGAAGAGCUGAAAAAGAAGCAGGUUUAUGUCGAGAAGGUGGAGAAGAUGCAGCAGGCAUUGGUUCAGCUGCAGGCAGCUUGUGAGAAGCGAGAACAGUUGGAGCACCGGCUCCGAACUCGCCUGGAGAGAGAACUGGAGUCUCUCCGGAUGCAGCAGCGUCAAGGUACAUCUCAGACUGCUAGUGCCUCGGAGUACAGCGCCACAGCACUUAUGGAACUCCUGCGGGAGAAGGAGGAGAGAAUUCUUGCCCUGGAAGCUGACAUGACUAAAUGGGAACAGAAGUACCUAGAGGAGAGCGUGAUGAGACAAUUUGCUUUGGAUGCUGCAGCUACAGUGGCUGCUCAGAGGGACACAACUGUGAUCAGCCACUCGCCUAAUGCUAGCUAUGACACCUCCUUGGAAGCUCGCAUUCAGAAGGAAGAAGAGGAGAUCCUGAUGGCCAAUAGGCGGUGUCUUGACAUGGAGGGCAGGAUAAAGACUCUCCAUGCUCAGAUCAUUGAAAAGGAUGCCAUGAUUAAAGUCCUCCAGCAGCGCUCCCGGAAAGAGACCAGUAAGACAGAUCAGCUGUCUUCAAUGAGACCAGCUAAGUCCCUGAUGUCAAUUUCUAAUGCUGGAUCAGGCUUGCUGUCCCACUCUUCAACCCUGAGCAGCACUCCAAUAUUGGAAGAGAAGAGGGAAGACAAAAGCUGGAAGGGCAGUUUAGGUGUUCUGCUGGGUCCAGAAUGUCGCUCGGAAUCCAUUCCUUCAACUCCCUCACCGGUCCUUCCCUCCACCCCGCUGCUGUCUGCACACUCGAAAACAGGCAGCCGAGACUGCAGCACGCAGACAGAUAGGGGAAGUGAACAAAAUAAAGCUGCUUCCUCUGCUAUGGCCCUUGUACCAGGGCGACUCCCCACUACCAGUGUGCCCUACAAUUCAGACAAAACAGAUGGGCCAGUUUUCCACUCCAGCACUUUGGAAAGAAAACCGCCUGUUCACAGCUUGGGGCAGGACCUCACUGAUGCAGAAAUGGUGGAAUACCUCAUCUGAAAGGCUGAACUUGUAUCAAAGCUGGGACACAAUAGCAAGAAUUUUUUUUAAAAAGACAUUUUUAUUGGAAAAAAUAUAGUACCUGAGUAAUAAAGGAACACUCAGCUCUUCGCUCUUGUAUAUUAGGUCUCAAAAAUGUGGACAGGUUAAUUUAUGAUUUGUUCUAAAUUAUAAAAUACUUGUUCUUUGAAAGCGGUUUCCUCCUCUCUCUUCCUCCUCAAGCUUGUUAUUAAUACUGGAUCUGGUAAUGUCUGGAUAAAACCAAGGUCGUAAAUGCACUAAAUUCUAUUUUUAAUUUCAGUAUUUUUAAAACCUUGUAUUUUAAAAAAAUUAGUACUUACUUUCACAGCAGUCGGUUAACUUCAUUUGAACAUUGCCAAGAUGGGCGUAAUGACUCUGCAAAUUUAUUGAGCACCAGGUCACACAAUGACCACGUAACAUCACAACUAGAUUGGGGUGCUUUGUUCCUAAAUGUCACUGAAGGCUCCAGAGUACAGGUAUUCUGAGUAGCUUUGUAAAAUUUGUAGGAGAUGAUCAAGGGAGCUUUUUUCUCUGUUACCCUCAGUAGUAUGAAGUCAACAUGGAUAUCCAGUAUUCCAGGGCUGGAAUGAUUUCAAUCUUCACAAUGUGGUCGUGCACUUUUUUGUUUUUUUUGUACUCUGUCGCAGUCACAUUGUUUUUAAUAGCUCCAGAGAUUGUGAUGUUUGUCAUUUUCAGCAGUGUCAGAGGGUCCCCAGUACUUUUAUACAUAUAUAAUUUUGAGUAAUUUAUACAGUAGAUAAUAAAAUAAUAUAUUGCGUUCAGGUUUUAAGUUAAUAAAUAUGAAGAAACUGUGGGCCUAAUCCUGAUCUCAAUAACAUCUGUUUUUCACCAUUGUAGCUCCACUGUCUUCAGUGAAAUUACUCUGAAUUUCCACCAGUGUAGGUGUUCAGCCCUGUAGUAUUUGAAUAUUAGCAACUUGAUCUGCUGCAUUAGACCUUGACAGAGAAUUAUUUUUGGUAUAUUUCCCUCUAUUUCAAAUCUCUUUCUAGUUUGUAUGUCCCUCAUUCCAUGAAGUAAGGGAUUCUCUGUUCAUAUAGCAAGUGUCCAAGUUAGUACCUUACACAAGGUAAAGGGUACAGUUGGUUAUUGUCCAAAGUUUCAAGUGGCAAAUUCUGUGUCCUUCCAAAAUAUUUCCCUCUUCUAACUGGAGAGAGCAGCAUUUCUAUGUUUUAAAGUAUUUAAGGGAGUAAGUUUCACAUCUGUUCAUAGUCAGUUUCACUUUCAGGUUUUUAGGAACUAGCCCAAAUGCUGCAGUGCUUGAGUUGCAAAUCCUGCAGGGGAUGUUCAGACGCAUUUUAAAAAAGGCUUGUUUUGAGUUUUUUUUUCUUUUUAAUUUUAUGAAAACACUUGUAUUAAUAUUAGUUUGUUUUAAAACACUUGGUUUACUUAAAUUUGAUGCCUUUACCAGACAGUGCUGCUAAAGCAUCUCAGCUGAUCCCAAAAUUCCACUACAGCAUUGUAACAACCAAAACUUGCCAUGGAGUGAGGUAGCUUCAUGUUAAAGCACCAAGCCUUAUCCUGCAACUGGGCUUAGUACCCUUAACUCCCACUGAGUAGAAAGCACUUGGCAUCUUAGUGCAUUAGGCCCUAAACUGCAAUGGGCGUAGGAAGGCUGCAGCACUAUCACCUAUUGGUACUAUGUCUUCUAGCCUCUGGCUUAUCAGCUUUUAAAAGGGUCAAAGUAAUUGGCCUUAACAGAUCAGUGGAAGCAGCCUGGAUUUUACAGGGGAGAAGAAAACCCAGAAAGAUGUCCCCCAUUAGUAGGCCUCAGAUACCUUUCUUGAUCUUCCUCCUGUCCCAAAAUUAACACUGUAAUGCCUGAAUAUCAGCUCAGAGUGAGAUUAUACUUUACUCGAAGCAAUCAUUUAGCGGAAUGGAUCAUGCUUUACUCUUGAAAGUCAGUUCCUCUUGGUCCUGGUGGGUUUACUGCUUGCUAAUUUUAAUCAUUGAGAAGUCUUAGAACCAUAAAAGUUAGAGAUGGCAAAGUAUGUUGGUAAGAGAUGGCCCCAGUGCAAAUACCGUGACUUUGCCACUGACCUCUUUCUCUAACAGCCUGAAUCCACCCCCCAAACUGGACACCCACAAUGUGUGGGAUAAUUCAGAGCUGUAUUUUAAGAGUUGGCCCAUCUCUACCACAUAGGUCCUCGUCUUUCCUCUUGGCCUCUGCAGAAUUGUUCCUUAACAUUCAUUCUGUUAUAUUUUGUCCAGGCAAGUGUUCUACCCCUUUCCAUGGGGAUACCCAUCAGAGCCUCAUAGUUCUCACUGUUAGAAAUAGCUAAUGUUCUCUUUUGCUUAAUUUCAUUCCAUGACAUCAAGUAAUGCCUACCCUGGAUGAUUAUAAAUAAUGCCUCUCCUCCUUUGUAGUCACUGGAAGCAUUGUGUGACCGUAUCUGUAUUCCUGCCAUAGGAUUGUUGCCGUUGUGCAUUUUGUGGGCUGGGUUUAAUACAGUGAACAGCUAGGGAGAUUGAGAACAUAGCUGUGAGAGAGAUUCAGUGUGAGAAGUGUAAGUCUUUUUGUUAGUCUUUCAAAGUUUGGAAAAACUGUACCUUCUUGAGUGCUACUCAGAGGCAGGUAAGGAAUGUUACAUCCUGUGCCCAUUAGUCCAUUCUAACUCAAUUGACCUGCAUUGGUACUAAAAUGUAUGGAUCAAUUAUGCACAUAUAUCUGAUUGGGUAAACUCCAGUUUGCCUAGGUCCGUGUGUGUUGAUGAUUAGGAUGGACCAGUCAUCACUGGUUGUUUGUCCUCCCCCAACUCAUUCCUUAUAACAAAAUUCCAUUGUAAUUAUUCUAAUGAAGAAAAGAAAUAGGGGGUUACGUUUUCUGAAUGAAACACAAAAGUUGCACGGCAAUGGUUUCCUCCUGAGAAUGCAGGCUAGAAGUCUCAAGUAAUGCAAAACUUCAGUAUUACAUGGUGACUUUGGCAGUUCUGUGCAAAUGUGAAUGAGUUUGGAAGGAAACAUUUCCCACAGCUUCACAUUGCUUUAGUUAAUUUCCCUGCUUUCUAGCAUUGAUAUAAUGAGUUAAGUUUUUUUAUUAGUCAGCCAUUUAAAAAAGGAAGCAAGCAAAAAGAAAGUUGUAGUAUUCUUGUGUGAUCUGGAGAUCUGAGGUCCUUUUGCUGGGCUGACAAACUAGGAGCCAUCAGGAAUAUGUGCUUUCCCCUAAGCCUUCCCUGAGUGAUCCUGAUGUGAAUCUAAAUACGCUGCUUUCUUUGGGGGAGACGUGUAAUAUAGUUUUCAGUCUUUUGCUGUACAGAUUUUUCAGAUUUGUUUUUAAACAGAAGCUACUUAAAGAAGUCAAACUGCACACCUGGUCCUUUUCUUUCUGUAGACUACUUUCUACUGAAGUAAGAUUGUAAUUCAAAGUAAUUGCAAUGACCUUAAAUCUUAAACCAAACUUUAGACUAAGAGUUUGUCUUAAACUCGGGUAUUAGAAGCAGAGUUGCAGCUUUUAUAAGGAAAACCUCAUAUUCCUCUUUGUAGAGCAGAACAAGCAUACAUUUUUCAUCUCUUUCUCUUCCCCUUAAAUGCUCACGUAGUGUCCAAUUCCACAAAUGCUUUCCAUGGGGAACUCCCUUGAGAUUUGAUGGCCCAGGGGACUGAGUAAUAGGAGACAGAGACUUUCAUCACUAGAUGAUUGGUUCAAAUCUGGCCCCAUGUCACUAGUGACUUUAAAUAGCUCCCAUCUAACAGCUGUUUGUUGAUUAAAUGAGUUAGUGGGUUUUCCUAAGAGCUAUCCAUGUGGCUGGUUUGCAGGAUUCACCCAAAAGUUACCAAGAACUCUGCAUGCUCCAGGAGCCCAUUGCUCAGAUUAUGUGUUGCAAUAGUCUCUCUAGACAUUUGUCCAGUGAAUCCUAUUACUAGCAGCCACCAAAGAGACUGUUGUUUAUCUGGUCAUUACAAUGGUGGCAGUGUAACACUGCGCAUUUAGUAUGGACAGACUUUUUUUGGCCUUAUUUAAACACCCAUUAGGACUGGUGAGCGCCAGCACAGGAUUUACUGUAAUUCUCCACACCGUGUCGAAUGUGCCUGGGGGUUUUCUUUUCAUAUAUUCAUAUUGGAACUUUUUAAAAAGCUAGCAAUUUUAUGUCUAGAAAGUAAAAGACAGUAAAUAUAAUUGUACUAUUGUAUUUAUGAAGAAAAUACUUCUUUUCCUCCCCCCAAAAGAUCUUACUCUAGGGUGGUUUUAGUUUUUGAUUUCUAGUAAUGUUUCUUAGGCUUUCAGGAAAGCAUUGAAACCCAUCUUGUUUGCACUAUUGUGUAAAUGUAAAACAAGUGCUGAGCUAAGGAGUUUAGAUUAAAAUAACAGGCCCUUCCCUCUCCUAACUCAAGCAGAGCCUUUGGGGCUUUUGUUUUAGUUCUCAAAUGUUUAAAUAAGUUUUCAGUCACCUCCGCUUUCUGGCUGGGACCAAAAGCAGAACUGUUGAAAUAAAUCUUGGGUGACUUGUCCCUUGGGGUUCCACUCAACAUCCACAGGUCAACUCAAUACUGAUCAGAACCUUUAGAGGUUUGCCUCUCCAUAGAGUCAAUGGUAAAAUUCCCAUUGACAUCAGUGGCUCUGAGAGAGAUUCUCCAGGAUUCUAGUUCUCUAGUUCUCCAUUUAUAGACUAGUAAUUGUUAGAUGGGUUACCAUUUUAUACUCUCUUGGUUUUCCUUUCCCUGGAGUUGUGACCUACAGGGAAGAGCCAGAAGAAACUGACCAAUGUGCUGCUUAUCUUUAGGGUCCAAAAUAUCAAACCAUGAAUGGAAAUACGAUAAGUGUGCUAUUUAACAACCUUAGAAAAUGUAUCAAGAGAAUGGUCUUUUUUUUUUCUAUAUAAAUCUAUAUUAAAAUAAAUUGUGUGGAUUAUUUUUUUCCUUUUUGUUUAAACUGUCAAGCUGAUUUCAUAAUUGGGGAAUGAGCUGUUUUGUAACUCACUUGUUGAAAUAGCCCUAAAAUCUUUGAAGAAUGUGGCAGCUUUAGUUCUUUUUUAAAAAGUGUAAAUAUGCACUAAAUCUUUUGUAAAUGUCUGUAUUAUCAUGUCUGUAGUUACCCAUAAAAAUAUCUUCAAUGUGUUUUAAAAUGUG